AUGAAAGAUUCGAAAGCUCCAGGGGAGGAUGGCUAUACCGCGGCAUUCUACAAAAAGAACUGGGAAUUUAUUGGUGAACAGAUUUGGAGAGAUAUCAAGUAUUAUGCAGAAAACCCUUCCAGCAUUGAGGAAGUCAACGGUACUCUGAUCACUUUGAUCCCCAAAGUUCCUAAGCCAAUGUAUGUUUCUCAAUUCAGGCCUAUUUCUUUGUGUAAUGUCAUUUAUAAGGGUAUGAGCAAGAUCAUUGUGGAUAGGCUUAAGCUUACAAUGGAGAAUUUAGUUUCUCCUUACCAAGCUAGCUUCGUGCCAAAUCGUCAGCUUCAGGAUAAUAUUAUAGUAGCAAAGGAGCUGUUUCCUGAUUGGAUGAUUGGUGUUAUAAUGGCUUCUAUAACUUCUAAUCGUUCGAGGGUCUUGAUAAAUGGUGUGGCUUCGGAUUGCAUAGUUCCUCAGAGAGGAAUUUGUCAAGGGGAUCCAAUAUCUCCUUAUAUUUUUGUGUUGUGUGUUGAUAAGCUUUCCCACUUGAUCGCUGAAAAAGUGACUAUGGACUAUGGAGUUAUCAAGGAUAGGAUACGUUCAAAACUGGAUGGUUGGAAAAGCCAUUGCCUUUCUUUUGCUGGUCGAGUUACUUUGGUGAAAUCGGUCAUUGCUGCAAUCCCUUCUUUCCAUAUGCAGAAUGGUCCUUUACCAGUAACGUUUUGUGAUGAAAUUGAGCAGAUACAAAGGGCUUUCAUUUGGGGAGAUCAGGAUAGCAGAAGGCGGGCUCAUUUAGUAGCUUGGGAUCAAAUGUAUAAACCCAAAGAUAGAGGUGGUUUGGGAAUAAUUAACCUUCGACUCCAAAAUGAAGCUUAUAUUCAUAAACUGGCGUGGAAGGUGUUAACUAAGAAAGAUGAUUUAUGGGUUAAGAUUUUAGUAGCCAAGUAUGGUAGAGGUCAAGACUUAAGGAGAGGUAUAAAGGCAAAAUCAUAUGACUCUAAACUUUGGCGUGAUCUUGCUAAAUGUUGGAGUAAUUUCCUUGCUGGUCUUAGAUGGGAAAUAGCAGAUGGUUCUGAAGUAAAGCUUUGGACUUAUAACUGGUUAGGAUGGGAGGAAAAUUUGCAGCAGUUGUCGAGCAAUCAGGUGCCGUGGGAGGAGAGUCAGAAAUCAAUUGCAGAUUAUAUGGUGGAUGAUGGUUUCCGUCUUGAAGUUGUUCAUCAUUUUCUGGAGUCAGAUUUGGCUGAUGCAGUAACAAAUCAUCUCAGGCUUAUUCCAAGGAAUGGGGAGGAUAGAUUAGUUUGGAUCAAUAAUCAUCACUCGACUUCUUUGGUUAAGCUGCCCAACGAGAAACAACAACUUCAAUUUUACUUUGAAUAUGGUUGGGGAGUUGAACUACCCUAA
Molecule: messenger RNA, 1374 nt
Organism: Gastrolobium bilobum
Lineage: Eukaryota; Viridiplantae; Streptophyta; Magnoliopsida; Fabales; Fabaceae
Exons: 4
Coding region: 1-1374 (457 amino acids)
Source: RefSeq, a predicted model, not a curated record